CACAGAAGAGCUUUUGUUCUGCCUGCUGACAGCUCAGGCUGGGAGAGUCGGAUUGUUUUGGUACGAUGUCAGAACAAACAGAGAAUUCCUCUCGGGCUACGCCUUCCUCUGCUCUCUAACGCCGUUCGACCGGUUUCCCCAUGACAAACACGACGUGACAGCGGUUGGGAUGCCCCACCCCGUCCGCGAGGGUUCGCGAGUCGACAUGCGCCGGCAUCUGGAGCUGGCGGGCCUGGGUCUGGCCCUCUCUGGGUGGCUCUGCGCCAUCUUGACUCGCUGCAUGGCCUUUUGGACGGUCAGUGGCACUUUGGACAAUUCUACGGCCACGCUACCGGCCUACUGGGAUGGGGUGUGGCUGGAAUGGGAUCACUGGGACCUGGCCCACGAAGGGCAGCUGCACUGCUCAUUCUACCGGUCGCUCAUGUCCCUCUCCGGGAGUUUCCGAACAUGGAGGGCCCUCAUCAUGGCCGCGGUGGGCGCAGGUGCUUUUGCCACCGUGGUGGGUGCGGCCGGAGCUGGGUGGUUCCCCAAGCGGGGGCAGGUUAAAGUGUUCUCCGGGGCCACGUACAUUUUAUCAGGGAUCCUUAUUCUGAUUCCUAUCGCUUGGACCUGCCACCACACCAGCCAUCGGUUGGAGGGAGCCCUGCACCUGAGGAGGGACUGGGGACCGGCGUUGUAUUUGGGAUGGGUCGCCUUUGCGCUGACGAUAACUGGGGGUACCCUUCUCACCACGUUGUGUCCCACCGCCUCCGAGGGACCGGUCCAGGCCGUGGAGGGUUCGAGGCCGCGACAUCCGGAGGAGGCGACGCACCCGCUCAACAGGAUCAACAGGGCCACCUUCACCCACAGCCAGUACCAACGUGGGUCCGUGCCCAUCUGAUGCGGAGGUUGUGGGGUACCCAACCAUUCGUUUUUGACAGAGCUGGACGUCAUUUGUCACGGGAGGGCCUGAGCUGAGAUUCGACCGCAGACCAUGUCGACGAUGAGGCAGCGGUCCAACUACAAGCGCACCGUGGUGCCCACCCACCAAAACACAUAUAACUCGCGCCCAUCUGCCCUUUUCCUAUACUGUCAGGGAGGCAAGUGAGCUGUACUCCAUCCCAAUUUUUUUUGUUCCAUAACAAAAAUUUCAAACUAAUGAACCAGUCCUCCAAAAAAAGUUGGGUAAAAAAUAAGCCAUUAUUUGUGUCAAAAAGGGACCAACUGCGACAUGAGUCAAUUCAACCAUUAUUUUUAAACAAAAAAUUAUUUGGGGGGGCUGUUUUGAGCAAAAAAAUAAUAAUUGGGUUGAAUUGACCCAAAUAGCAGUUGGUCCCUUUUUGAGCCAUAAUUGGGUUAUUUUUGACCCGCCUGCCUUCAGAGUAUAACAUGAUGAUUUGGGAAUGUUGGCUGAAGUACUGAAAUACAAA
Molecule: messenger RNA, 1409 nt
Organism: Hippocampus comes (tiger tail seahorse)
Lineage: Eukaryota; Metazoa; Chordata; Actinopteri; Syngnathiformes; Syngnathidae
Product: claudin-4-like
Exons: 2
Coding region: 170-880 (236 amino acids)
Cellular component (GO): membrane; bicellular tight junction
Molecular function (GO): structural molecule activity
Source: RefSeq, a predicted model, not a curated record